GUUUUCAGAGCGUGGACGCGGAGGCUCGCAGACUAAUGGCACCCGUCCACCGCGAUGUUGCCCGUAUCCAUACAGAUGCGCAUCCUGUGGACGUUGGCCAUGGGCACCGUGUUUGUGGUGCUGUUGCAGUACCAAUCGUCCGGUGCCUGGUCGCAGCAACAGGGCCAGCCAGUGGCCCGCCCCGACCUGGUGGCCGAAGACCUGGUGUCGAUGGCCCUGUCCAAGGUGGUGGUGGACGAGAGCGCUGGCGUGUCUCGGGACCUGCUGAUGGGCAUCUCCCGGCAGAUAGCCCGGUACGUGGUGUACAGCGCCAGUUGCAGCAACGUCGGCGGUGGUGUCUUCGGUAACGGCGUCAGCGGUGGUGGUGGCUAUGGCGGUGGCCCCGGGAUGACCACCGUCGAACCGAGCACCGUUUACGUCAUCACGCCCACGUAUCGGCGGCCCGAACAAGUGGCCGACCUCACCAGGCUGGCGCAAACGCUUAUGCUGGUCAGAGACAUACACUGGCUGGUCGUCGAAGACUCACACGUUAAAUCGCCUCACCUCGGUGUCCUGCUGCAGUCGUUCGGCGUUAGAUACAAUCAUUUAAUCGCGCCGAUGCCGGAAAGAUUUAAGAAAAUCCGCGGUGCCAAGCCCAAAGGUGUGGCCAAUCGAAAUAGAGGUCUAAAAUGGAUCCGACAGAACGCCGUUGAAGGCGUAGUGUAUUUCGCCGAUGAUGAUAACACUUACGACGUCAGACUGUUCAAUGAGAUGCGUAAUACGCAAAAGGUAUCCAUGUGGCCCGUAGGAUUGUGCACAAGGACUGGUUUAAGUACACCAAUCGUGAAGAAUGGCCAAUUAGUUGGCUUUUACGACGGUUGGAUUGCCGGCAGGAAGUUUCCAGUCGACAUGGCUGGGUUUGCGGUUAGCGUCAAAUUCCUACUAGAAAGACCUAAUGCUCAAAUGCCCUACAAGCCAGGUUUCGAAGAAGAUGGUUUUUUAAGAACCUUAGCUCCUUUUGAACCCCAUCAAAUCGAAUUAAAAGCAGAUAAUUGCACCAAAAUAUUAGUGUGGCACACGCAGACGAAGAAGAACGAACCGUCGCUGAAUGUGGACAAGGAAAAAUACAAAAACACAAACAUACUUAGCCUGAAGGAAAUCAUAGUCUGACACACUAGAGCCGUCGUAGCUGAAGGAUUUUCGUUGGAAACAGUUUAUAUAUAUAUAUAUAUAUACCUACGCCAUGUCACGUGUAGGUAUAUGUAAUUUGUUUUCGCCGUGAUCCCCAAUUUUUUAACGAGAAAAACGGAGUUUGCUCAUUCAAGGUUUUUAAUUACCUAGUAUUGUUUUCCUGGACAUUAUUAUUUCAUCUUUCAUUUGUAUUUUUAUUGUUUGCGUCCUGGAUUUAUGUAGAUACGUUUCUUAGUUUCAAGUACCUACCUAUUGUUUAUAAGUUGUAUGUACCUACAUUAAUAUUAUUUUAUCAUUAAUAGGUAUUACCCAUUAUAAAAUGUUAUUUUAUAUUUUGUUAAUCAAUUUGUUGUCUCAAACUACUAGUCAGUCGUGUUCCCUGCCACAGCUAUGGUUGGUGAGAAGGUGAACCCCCACCCCCUCUCCCCCGGCCAUAAGUUUACUAAUCAGUUAUAUUUGUAUUGUUAUUAUUUUGUAGGUGUCGUUAAACUGAUGUGUCGAACUUACACAAUAUUCAAAACAUUUAGUAACGUGAAAAAAACAGAAAAGUACGACACAUGGCUGAUUGUUAUUUUUCUAAGGCUAUAUUCCAACAAACCUAAAGGAAAAUCGAACUUAAUUUUACAAACCUAUUUAUAUUGAGUUUAAUAUUUUUAGUCGCAAACGUAUUUUUUUUUAAAUAAUAAUUCAAUAUUGCAUAUUGCAGUACAGUCUGGGUACAGUCUGCGUGUCCCGCAACGAUACAUAAUAUUAUUUUUAUACGGUCGCAUUUUGAAAUAGUCCCUGUUUUAACCGUGUUACGACGUUACCUAGGUACUUAMGAACGUACAGAAAUCAAAUUUCCAUUUACGUUUGCCUAUAUUACGGUUAAUGCCAGUAUACGAUKUAAAAUAUUUCAUUCAUUUAGAGUCAGGUGGGAGUUGGGGGAUUCCGGAUWAAGGAUAAAGGGAAUAUUCUUUGRWYGAAAUAAACGGUGUCCAACGCGAUCGAGCCACCGAUUAAGAUCAAAAUAAUUACAAUAGGGCCGACGUUUGUGUGUCGUUUCUACAAUCAUGCUAACUACUAAUUAGUUCAUUCCAAGAAGUCGUGAGUGUUAUAAAAACUUACACUAAAACGAAAUAGUUACGACAACGUUAAUAAACAAUAAUCGCGUUUGUUGACUUCUGGACUAUUGAUAGAAUACAAAAACUGCUUGCAUUAUUUCACUGGSGGUGCAGUGUAUCAUGUUCAGUAAAAAGGCACCUACUUAACUGACUGAAGUAAUGUAUACUUGUAAUGGCUUAGUAUUCAGGUCAUAAUUAAUAGUGGACGUUUGGACUUAGUGUAUAAUGUUAUAUAAAUGAUUUAUACAAUUUGCCAAAUACCUCUGUGUUAUAUACUAUAUGUAUAAAUUAUAUUACCUACACGAUUCCUGAUUGUUGGCCAUAAUUAUUAGUUUGGAAGUUAAUCAAAAUAUUUUUAAUCUAUCAAUAUCAAUUAUUCGAAAUAARUUUUAACAUGUAAUGAUUUACAUUAUUGUAGAAAAUAUUUAUCAAUCAAUUUUCCUAUACGCAAUUGUAGGUACUUACCUUAAGUACUUAUGGAAAAUACAUGUAACAAAUGUAUUGACUUUAAAAAUUUGAGUCGUUGAAUGAGUGAUGGUUAAAAAUAUUUAAGUAGGUGUCUAUAACAGCGGUUCCCAACCUUUUUAGCCGGCGGURCUYUUUUGUUUGUACACAUUUUGUUAGUUGCCCUGCUGUGAAUAUUACGAGGAACGUGAUAAAAAUAAACACUUGUUUUCAUUCAUAGCUGAUUUAAAUAAUUUUAUUGAACAUGUUAUUA
Molecule: messenger RNA, 2991 nt
Organism: Diuraphis noxia (Russian wheat aphid)
Lineage: Eukaryota; Metazoa; Arthropoda; Insecta; Hemiptera; Aphididae
Product: galactosylgalactosylxylosylprotein 3-beta-glucuronosyltransferase P-like
Biological process (GO): chondroitin sulfate proteoglycan biosynthetic process; carbohydrate metabolic process
Cellular component (GO): Golgi membrane
Molecular function (GO): galactosylgalactosylxylosylprotein 3-beta-glucuronosyltransferase activity
Source: RefSeq, a predicted model, not a curated record